This is a messenger RNA of Aspergillus candidus, 1230 nucleotides long. RefSeq lists its product as uncharacterized. The record is from RefSeq and is a predicted model, not a curated record. The transcript has 3 exons. The coding region runs from base 1 to 1230 and encodes 409 amino acids. NCBI's taxonomy places the organism in Eukaryota, Fungi, Ascomycota, Eurotiomycetes, Eurotiales, Aspergillaceae.
AUGGCGAAGGCUGGCAAACGAAAACCACUCCCUGACGGGAUCCAGCCCCCUCCUCCUUCCCUUUCUUCUCAACCAAGCCGCAAGCGAAAGGCACCGAAAGAGCCAGCUGCACCAAAGCGAAGGUCUAGCCGUCUCAGAGCCAAGAUGUUCCCGGUAACCACGUGGAAAGUCGAAGUGAACCACCCUCCUCCUAAAGAGGAAACGCCGGAGGAGAUAAUCCAAAGACUUGAAAAAAUAAUCGAGAACCUCAGGAAGAAUAUCGGCAAGAUGAGGGUUGCAAAUUCCUACAUACAUGGAAACUUUGUUUGUUGGCGCGCCGGAGCGAUCGACGAAUGGCCGCAUUUGAUGGGCAUGAUAUUCCACUGCGCCACCCAGUGGGCUUUCAGACACGGUCAUGUUGAAAUCCAGGCUCUUGACCGCUUGACCAAGGAGCAGAAGAGCCAGCUGAUUGCCAGUCUGGACGGUUACUGCUUGCAGGAGGACUAUGACACACUCCUGUCGCACAUUUCUCCCUCCAUUCGUGAUCACGUUCCACAUCUAUUCCUCGCAGCGUAUCUGAUCAAAUUCAUCGUCAAGCAUUUUUUCAAGCGCCCUUUUUGGUCUAUGACUACCAGGCCCGACCCGGCUGACCGUGGUAAAUCUGCGCUGCACAAGGACACCAUUCUUGUGGAUGAGUUGGAACGUUUUUAUGAGAUAUUCGCGAAAGUCGGUCUAGACUAUGCCCGUGCCUGGCAAACCAUGACUUUCCGUCUUUGCAACGCCGUGACUCGAGACCAAGGGCUGGAUGUGACCUUUGGAAAGCAGAUGCGCGAGCAUAGGAAUGCUGCAAGCAGACGCUUUGUCUCCACUCUGCUGGCUGAUCCGAUCGUCCAAUUGCUUCUUCGAGAGCCCGAGUUCCCGCUCGAUGAAAUACAGCGGGUGGACAGCCUCGGCGCUCAGUUUGAAAACGCGGCUCAGACAGCAACGCUCAUUUCUAGUGACGCUACCUUCAUGGAGGUCUACGAUCUUUCCAACCUGGCGCCUCAGUUUCACCACGCGUCCGAGAGCGUCAAGGCCUGGCCCCUACAUGACAUCGAUUAUAAAAAAGGAGAGACGACGCUUGAUGGACAUCGAGUGGUGCUUCUUACUGAGCCGGCCGUAGUCGGGUUCUCAAAAUGGUCGGCGAGCACUGAAACAUACGUGGCGCUAAAAGGGUUUGUACUGAUCGAAGAUCUGCGGGAUUUACUCUAG